Messenger RNA from Neolamprologus brichardi, 1359 nucleotides. The record is from RefSeq and is a predicted model, not a curated record. Lineage: Eukaryota; Metazoa; Chordata; Actinopteri; Cichliformes; Cichlidae.
GUUUUCCAGCUCGGGGGUGUUCCUACUCUGGUGGCCCUGCUGAGAAGCGGCAAUCCUCAGGUGUGCCAGGUUGCUGCUGGAGCUCUGAGGAACCUGGUGUUCCAGAACCAAAGUAACAAACUGGAGGUUCAGCGUUGUGGUGGGAUAGCGAAGGCCCUUCAGCUGCUAAAGGAAACAGAUUCUACUGAGACCCAGAAACAAAUUACCGGCCUGCUGUGGAACCUGUCCUCUGCCGACGAGCUGAAGGAAGAGCUUGCAGCUACAGCACUGCCCGCCCUAACUCAACAUGUGGUGGUGCCGUACACAAGCUUGUCAGACACCGGUCCGAGUAGCUACAUCGACCCCUCUGUCUUCAACUGUGCCACAGGGUGCCUGCGGAACUUGAGCUCUGGUCGGGGUGGACAGAGGCAGGCGAUGAGAAGCUGUCCCGGCCUUAUCGACUCGCUCAUGAGCUACAUGAAGUCCUGUGUGGCAGAGCAAAACCCUGAUGACUCGUCCUUGGAGAACUGUGCAUGCAUCCUCCAUAACUUGUCCUACAAACUGGAGCAAGAGUCCCCCGUGAGUUUCAUCAACUACAACCCAAAUAGAGAUGCCCAACCUGAGAAAAGCCCCACAAUUGGAUGCUUCAGCCCUAAGAGCAGCAAGGCCCAAAAGACGUUCUCCUUUGACACUGUAGAUGCUAGCCCCCCAUCAGGUGUUAAGUGGUUGUCCCAUCCCAAAGCUAUAGACACCUACCUGUCCCUCCUGGAAUCGUCCGAGAACAAAGCCACUCUAGAGGCCUGCUGUGGUGCUCUGCAGAACCUCACUGCCAGCAAGGGAAACGGGUCAGAUGCUGUGAGCCAAAUUUUGGUUAGUAAGUCCAGAGAUCUGAGGCAAUUUGGACCUCUGCUGAAGCCAUCGAACCCGAAGCUUCAGAACACUGCGAAACUUACCAAGGGAAGCAGCGCAGCCUCGCUGCUGCUGUACAGCAUAUGGCAAGACAAGAAUUUGCAAAGCGCUGUGAAAAAGAUGGGGUUGACCAAAUCAGCCUUCAUCAACGACAACAUAACCCAUGUGGUGUCGCAGCUCGAAGGACAGUGAUCGGGCGGGAUCGGCAGCAGUAACCGUAAAAGAUAGAAACCGACGUGUUCAGACACUGCUGUUGCCACACCCUUUCAACGAGGACAACAAAAAAGAGAGAAAAAUGAUGCUUUUUAUUAAUACCAUCUGCAUAGAGCCUGACAAUUGCUGUUCAUUGAUUGAUGUACAUAUUAUAAAGGAAAGAGUGCUUUUGAUUUUACAAUUAAUCCUGUGGUCUGUGUGUUUGGAAAUGUUUGCCUGUUUCUACGUAGGUAGGCUGAGAGUGCUUUUAAGACGUGU